Molecule: messenger RNA, 1293 nt
Organism: Cladocopium goreaui
Lineage: Eukaryota; Dinophyceae; Suessiales; Symbiodiniaceae
Source: the annotation of a GenBank genome assembly
GUCUGCGCAAAGGGCCGUAUUUUGAUGGCGUCAACAAUCCACACACAGACACAGCCAAACUAAAAGGAAAAUGCCAGGCUCCUCUUUUGCAGCGCUUCAUGGGAUUGGUUUAGCAGGCAUCAGCAAUGCCAUUGCUGCGUGCUUUACCAAUCCAGUCGAUGUGAUCAAGGUGCGGAUGCAGCUGGCAGGUGUUGCACAGCUCACCAGUUGUGAUGCUCAGACGGUCCUGGCCGCUGGGCAAAAAUUGUGGCGCCAUGAAGGGCUCCGAGGUCUUUACCGAGGCUUGCAGCCAUCUGUUUUGCGAGAGCUGUCUUACAGUGGUGUCCGCAUGGGCCUCUACGAGCCUAUUCGAGAGAUGCUUGUAAGUUGUAAAGGUGGUAGCAAGGAAAAGACUUCACCCUUGCUCAUUAAGAUUGCUGCCGGGGCUUUCACAGGUGCCAUCGGCUCCUUGCUGGCCAACCCAUUUGACCUGCUGAAGGUUCGCAUGCAAGGAGGAGAUAUCAACCAAGCUCGAAUGUCAGUGGUCGCAGCUACCAAAGUUGUAUACCGGGAAGCUGGUACUUCUGGACUGUGGCGUGGGGCUGGCCCGACAGUGCAGCGCGCAACUUUGCUGACAGCAUCCCAGGUGCCGAGCUACGACCAUGCAAAGCACACGCUUCUUGAUCUAGGCCUUUUGAAGGAGGGUUACUUUUGCCAUUUCACUUGUAGCAUGCUGGCCGGAGUUGUUGCGGCGGGGGUUACCAGCCCUGUUGACCUUGCCAAGAGCCGCAUCAUGACGCAGCCCAUCAAUCCGGAGACUGGACGAGGCGUCCUUUACGAAAGCACACUGGACUGCCUUCUAAAAACGGCCAAAUCAGAGGGACCUUUGACGGUUUUUCGCGGCUUCAGCAUGCAGUGGUUGAGACUGGGACCACACACCACGAUCUCACUAAUGUGCUUUGAGCAGCUUCGCCACUUAGCUGGCAUGAGUUUUCUUUGAAGCUGGAGCACGGUGUGGGUUCUGGAAUUGUUUGAAGACCAGUUAAAAUCAGUUAAACAGUCAGAGGGUGCCAUGGUAGAAACACCUGGCCCGCAGCUGCCACUGUUUUAGUGGUGAACCUUCGUUCCGACAACGUCAAGACCGUGUGUCCAUGAAGAUGUCACUGCUGUCACAAGAAGAGUGGGGUGAGAUGUGGGAUGGUGGUCUCGGGACAGACCUUUGGUGUCCGCUCUAUCAAUGGGGUGGGUAUCUGUCACAAUGUCUUCUCUGGAUUCACCUCCCAACGUACGCCAUUCCAUGCAUUUUUGGGAGCC